Phaedon cochleariae (mustard beetle) is the source of this 2456-nucleotide messenger RNA. NCBI's taxonomy places the organism in Eukaryota, Metazoa, Arthropoda, Insecta, Coleoptera, Chrysomelidae. The record is from the annotation of a GenBank genome assembly.
AAACAUGGACGAUUGGGAUGAUGGUGCUGCAGCACCAACACAGAGCAUUGGUGUAAGAGCAGAAGGCGGGAAGAAAUUCUCUUCCGGUAGAGGUUUCAAGGCUGUCGAAUCCAAUGAUGAUGAUUGGGGAACAAGUAACUCUGGUGAUACUGGGUUUGGAGGAAGCGGCGGCGGCGGCGGUGGAUGGAACAAUGAUGAUCAGUCUUCUGACAACUUCAGGAGUAAUAACCGUGGUAGAGGCGGCCGAGGAGGCCGUGGUGGUGGCCGCGGCGAGGGGAGGGGCCGUGGCGGAGGCGGCCGAGGUGGCGGGUUCAGAGACAGGGACGGAGACAGAAACGGCAACGAAAACGGCUACGGCGGUCGAUCGAAUGGCGGUGGCGGCGGCGGCGGUUGGGGCGAUUCCGGCGGAUCCAAAUCCAACGAAUGGGGCGAUUCUGGGGGACAGUCCAACGAUGGAUGGGGCGGCGAUUCGGGGGGGAAAUCGGACAGCUGGGGCGGCGGUAAUGACGAUGAAGGCUCUGGAGGCCGAGGCCGUGGCAGGGGAGGCAGAGGCGGCGGCGACCGUGGCCGCGGUCGCGGCAGAGGCGGCGGUGGCUUCAGGGGGGACAGAGACGGAGAGGAUGGGGGAUUCGGAGGAGGCGGCGGCGACGGCGAGAACAAGGAGGAGGUCAAGCGGGAGAUCUACGUGCCGGUGGAGCGGACCGCCGACGAGGAUCUUUUCACCUCCACGAUAUCGUCCGGAAUCAAUUUCAUCAAGUUGGAUGACAUUGAGGUUAAUGUCAGCGGCGAAGAUGUCCCUCCACCUAUGAUGUCUUUUGAAGCGGCAGGCUUAAGGCCCCACUUAUUAGAAAACGUAAAGAAGUCGGGGUAUUUGAAACCGACACCGAUCCAGAAGUAUGCCGUCCCCAUAAUAAUGGGCGGUAGAGAUCUGAUGGGUUGUGCCCAAACGGGUUCAGGAAAGACAGCCGCUUUUCUCCUUCCCAUGAUCAAUAAACUGCUCUCCAGUCAGGAGGGUCCUGUUGUUGAUGGUAGCACAAGUCAACCCAGAGUCGUAAUUGUGUCCCCUACACGUGAAUUGGCCAUCCAAAUAUAUGAGCAAGCUAAGAAAUUUGCUUACAAUUCGAUCGUGAAAACUGUUGUAGCUUACGGUGGGACGUCCGUCAGCUACCAGAAGAACCAUGUUUUGGCGGGAUGUCAUAUUUUGGUCGCAACACCUGGAAGGUUAUUAGAUUUCGUUAAACGUGGUCACGUUUCUUUCGCCUCGUUGCAAUAUUUCGUCCUUGAUGAGGCUGACAGAAUGUUGGAUAUGGGUUUCCUACCAAAUGUUGAACAGAUGUUGGGUGAUGCAUCAAUGACAGCAACGGGGGAGCGCCAAACCCUCAUGUUUUCUGCCACUUUCCCAGAGCAAAUUCAGCACCUGGCUGGCAAAUUCUUGCACAACUACGUUUUCAUAUGUGUGGGAAUAGUGGGAAGUGCUUCUACAGAUGUAGAGCAAGUUGUGUUCCAAGUGAGCAAGUUUGAUAAGAGAGAGAAGCUGAUUUCUAUGCUCAAAGAGGGCAACAAAGAACGAACGGUAGUGUUUGUGGAGACCAAACGAAACGCCGACUUCCUGGCCACGCUGCUCAGCGAGAACGACAUCAAGACCACCAGCAUCCACGGCGAUCGGCUGCAAAGGGAGCGGGAGCAGGCGCUGUGGGACUUCAAGAAGGGCAUCUGCAACAUCCUCGUGGCCACGGGGGUGGCCGCCCGCGGUCUCGACAUCGAGGGCAUCCAGCACGUCAUCAAUUACGAUUUGCCAAACAGCAUCGACGAGUACGUUCACAGGAUAGGUCGAACUGGGAGAGUAGGUAACAGAGGCAAAGCAACAAGUUUCUUUGAUUCGGCCCAUGAUUCAAAUUUGGCGCCAGAAAUAUCCAAAAUCUUGAAGCAAGCCGGACAGGAAGUUCCCGAAUGGCUUUCUAGCGGAGGAUUCUCAGCAGGUGGUAGUGAUUCCUUUGGUGGAAGAGAUAUUCGUGGGGGUGACUUCGGAAGGGCCCAAAACUUCGGGGCUCAACCGGCUGAACAAGAAGAGGAACAGUGGUAAAGACCGCAACUCAUCAAUGAUCCGCUUAAGAUUUAUGAUCUGCGUAAGAUUCACAAUCGGCUAGUGAUGCAGGUUUUCCUUAUUAUUUAGUGAUUUGAUAUUUUUUGUUUGUAGUGUUUUGACCAGUAUGAGUUUUCUACCUGUAUUCACAGACGAGUGUUGAUGUUAUUGUUUAAGUUUUUAUAGAAGUUGACAGGUGUUAUACCCGUUAGAGAAGUACCAGUUUUGUUUAUUAAACUUGUUUUUGAAUACGAAUGCUAAUUUUCAAUAUCUAAACCAUAUAACUGAUCUGUGAUACUAUACCUAGUGAAACCAAGAAGUUAUAUGGAUGUACUGAAUAUCAUGUUCCGAGAUAUUAAAUUUACUAUUUUUU